AUGGCGAGUGGUUUUACUCUGAAGGAAGGUAAUCAUAUUGCAAAUGUCAAUGGCAGCGGUGGUGAAAGUAGUAGUGAGAGUCCAAUGACUACUGGCUCCUCUAACGCGCCGCCAUUGCAUUCUACUCUUCUGGAUCAAGGCCCGUCGGACAACGGCAAGUCGACGGUGAGAAAAAGGGCAGCGUCGGAGAUGGAGCUUCAAGCAGGAAACGGCGGCGCCGACUACCAUAAUAGGUUUCUCCGCCGUACAGCAACAUCGCCGCUGGGUGAUUUUGGGGUAUGCUCUUUUAUGGGUGGUGGUGAUCUUAAUAGUCCUAAUCAACUACUACGUUCAACCCACGUAGCCAACCACUCCACUAUGAUGACGAUGUUACCAUCUUCCACGAAUUUGACGUCAGGAAAAUCUGGAUCUGGUUCCGAACCUGCCAUUUCUCCUCCAAACCUAAAUUACCAUCAUCUUCAACAUCAACAAGCACAACAAUCCCAAAUUCAAACGCCUACGUCUACACCUUCUGUAUGUGUUUUCUCCGGCUUGCCUUUGUUCCCUCCUGAUAAAGCCGAGAACCACGGUUUGCAGCUUUCUCCAUCCCCCGGUGCCGUGCUUUUACCGAUUAAUACUGCUGCAUCAACCGGUGCAGUUGCAAUUUCCAUGGAGGAGGGUGCAGCAGCGACGGCAUGGAUCGACGGCAUAAUAAAAGAUCUUAUUCACAGCUCAAAUAAUGUCUCUAUACCUCAACUAAUACUCAACGUAAGAGAGAUUAUACACCCUUGCAACCCUAAUCUAGCAGCCGUUCUUGAAUACAGGCUUCGUUCUCUUACUGGUACUGAAUCCUUUACGAAUUACCCCGGAAGGAGGAAGGAAGCAUUGCCGCCGGUGAGUUUACAAAGACAUGACCAGCCUGGGCAAGGGCAGGUAGGGACUUCUGGGCUCGGGUUGUAUAUGGAUGAAAAUUUGUUCAACCAUAGCCUUUCUGAAUCCAUGAAUCAACAUUUGAGUAGGCCAGUUGUAACACUACCUGCGACGGCGAAUGCUGCCGGGAUUGGGAACAGCCAUUACCUUCGAAGCAACCCUAGUGCAGUAACGUCAAUCCCUACUAGUGCUUCUUUUUCUGUUCCUGCAACUAUUGUUACUAAUUCGAAUAAUCAAGCGCACCAGUCUCCUCAGCCAGAAACCCAUCCCGAGCAGCAACAACAGAGUCAGUCUGAGGCGGCGGCGACACCAACAACGUCCCCUUCGACAACCGCAGUGGAAGCAAUCAGGGAGAGGAAAGAAGAAAUGCGACAGAAACAAAGAGACGAAGAAGGCUUACACCUCUUGUCCUUACUCCUCCAGUGUGCAGAGGCUGUAUCUGCUGAAAACAUGGAGGAAGCAAAUAAAAUGCUGUUAGAAAUCUCUGAACUGGCAACACCAUUUGGCACUUCAGCUCAACGUGUAGCCGCAUAUUUCUCCGAGGCAAUGUCGGCGAGGAUAGUAAACUCGUGCUUGGGAAUAUACGCAGCGCUGCCAAUGGUACCGCAUAGCCAGAAAAUGGCGUCGGCCUUCCAAGUGUUUAACGGGAUCAGCCCUUUUGUGAAGUUUUCUCAUUUCACGGCGAACCAGGCCAUUCAAGAAGCAUUUGAGAGGGAGAAUAGAGUGCACAUUAUAGACCUUGACAUAAUGCAAGGCCUACAAUGGCCGGGACUCUUCCACAUACUGGCGUCGCGGCCUGGUGGACCUCCAUUUGUUCGCCUCACCGGGCUGGGCACUUCUAUGGAGGCCCUUGAGGCCACUGGCAAACGGUUGUCUGAUUUUGCAGAGAAAUUGGGAUUACCAUUUGAGUUUUCACCUGUAGCUGAUAAAAUUGGAAACUUAAACCCGCAAAGGUUGAGCGUAAGCGAGACGGAGGCUGUUGCCGUUCACCUGUUGCAGCAUUCUCUCUACGAUGUCACUGGUUCAGACACCAAUGCUCUUUGGCUCUUGCAAAGAUUAAAUCCAAAAGUGGUGACAGUUGUUGAGCAAGAUUUGAGCCAUGCUGGUUCAUUCUUGGGAAGAUUUGUGGAGGCCAUACAUUACUACUCAGCCUUGUUUGACUCAUUGGGAGCUUGCUAUGGAGAAGAGAGUGAGGAAAGACACAUAGUGGAGCAGCAACUUUUAUCAAGAGAGAUAAGAAAUGUGUUGGCUGUGGGUGGUCCUUCAAGAAGUGGGGAUGUGAAAUUCAACAACUGGAGAGAAAAGCUUCAGCAAUCAGGUUUCAAAGGUGUAUCUUUGGGUGGCAAUGCCGCGGCACAAGCUACUCUUUUACUGGGAAUGUUCCCUUCUGAUGGUUACACCCUGGUGGAGGACAAUGGCGCCUUGAAACUUGGAUGGAGAGAUCUAUGCUUGCUAACUGCCUCGGCGUGGCGGCCCUGCUCCCACCAGUUUCCGACCUCCAUCCACUAG
Fraxinus pennsylvanica is the source of this 2418-nucleotide messenger RNA. NCBI's taxonomy places the organism in Eukaryota, Viridiplantae, Streptophyta, Magnoliopsida, Lamiales, Oleaceae. The record is from the annotation of a GenBank genome assembly.